Messenger RNA from Pocillopora meandrina, 1533 nucleotides. Lineage: Eukaryota; Metazoa; Cnidaria; Anthozoa; Scleractinia; Pocilloporidae. The record is from the annotation of a GenBank genome assembly.
CACUGAUGGAACGCCUGAGCGAAUUUGUUCUUCAUCAGUCUAAGCUUUUUCCGGAAAAGUCUUUGGGUAAGAUUUGUGCAUUUAACUCCUCGGCUUCUCCUGUAUGCACAGCAUUAUGAUUUCAAGUUCUUCUCUACGUCUUGUCAUGGCAAACUGUCGGGGAAUUUCAAAGCGCCAAGUAGCCCUUGUUUCGUUCAUGCGUAACGUUGUCAUAACUGGUGUUCCAUCUGCUCAAAGUGACCAUUCAUUAUUAUUACGUUUCGGGAGACCAUUACAUACAUCUACCUUCAGAGUAGCAGAUAAACCUACAGCAGGCAAUACUGCGAAAACAGAAGAAGGUGGAAAGAAUUUGGCGCUAAGGGACAGACUAAAGUCCGUCGUCGCAGAAUAUGGAUCAACAGCUAUAGUGUUUCAUGUGACUAUUUCUCUGACUUCCCUGGGGUUGUGUUAUACCGCAGUGAAAAGGUCAGUCAUCACGAAGGAAAAAAAAAGAAAUAUUAACUUUUAGCUAACCGAGCGUAAGGGCCGUGGUGGGGAAUGUUGGUCCGAGGUCGUGGCUGUGCGGACCGAGCGCAGCGUUAUUAUCAUAUGACCACUAGAUGUUUGUUUCAACUUAUUUAGUAUGCGAUAGAGGACGGGCGCUCACGGGAACCACGAAAUACAUUCUUCAAUGAAACCUUUUCCUUCGUCUUUUCGAGUCAGAACAAAAAAUUCACAAUUCAAUGAAAAACGCAACUAUAUUUAACUCUCUUCGUUUUUCCUUUAAGUUUUUGCAACAAAGCGGUGUGAAUGCAGGGCCAGCCGGCUUUUUCCGUACUGGCUCAUGUCAACCUGUCCGGCUCUACACACAUCAGCUGUCACUAUAAAUGGUCUUUUAUAAUAUUGCACGCACAGGGUUGUAUUGGUUUUAUGAUAAUAAAUUUUAAUGAACAUUUGUGCUAAGCUGAUGUUAAGCAGCAAGAGAAAAAACUAGUAGAUUCCACACAGUACAUUGAUUUUUACAUUAUUUAAUCUAAGGUAACUAAACGAACAGCUUCAUCAUGUUUCUGACCUUGGAUAAGGUAUUCUUUUUUCAGGGGAGGGCAAGAGUGUAGCUGCAAAAGGUUUGGAAGUGGGAAAGAUGAGGGAAAAAAGGGUUGCUUGAUCCAGUCUCUGCAUGAAUUGUCUACCAUUUCUUGUUUCCUUGUGCAAUACUAUUUUGAAUCAUUCCAAUAACUCUCUUCUGAUGUAAGCCAAUCAGAUAUUUGCUGGAAAUGAAUGCAACUAAGAAGGAAAUUUUUAACCACACUAACAUCAAUAAAAUUAUAUUCUUAUUUUAGUGGAAUUGAUGUCCAAGCUGCUCUCCAGAAAAUUGGUGUUAGCCCAACAGUGUCAGAUUCCAGUGUUGCAACAGAGGCAAGUACUUUUGUGGUGGCAUAUGCUUGUCAUAAAGUUUUUGCUCCAUUGAGAAUGCUCAUGACCAUAAGCUGCACUCCACUCAUUGUCAGGAAGCUCCGCAAAAUGGGUAUUCUCAAGGAACCUUUGAGGCAGUAA